Molecule: messenger RNA, 564 nt
Organism: Linum tenue
Lineage: Eukaryota; Viridiplantae; Streptophyta; Magnoliopsida; Malpighiales; Linaceae
Source: the annotation of a GenBank genome assembly
AUGUCGUCCUCCCGUGUGGUGCUGGACUCCAACAACCUGUUCCUCCUCCCGUACAACGACGGCACCGUCCUGGUGGUCGAACCGGACCAGAAGGACCUCAACAGCCAGACCAUAACAACCGACAUGGUCUCGUGGAGGCAAGCGGGUCGGGUCGGGAGCAAACCCGUGUGCACCCACCGCGAGCUGGAAGUGUUCGGCGUCGUGAUCACCGGCGCCAAGCUCGUCGAGCUGUCCAACGAGCUCGUCAGGAUCCAGGCCCUGAUCAACAGGGAAGGGUUCACGGUCAUGUACUUCAACGUCGGCGGCAAGGACAUGUAUCUGAAGCCGGGGAGUUUGGUGCGGCGGCUCAACGACUUGUUUGACUGGUCAAAGUACGGCGUCGUGGUGCCGACUCCGGUCGGGACGGAGUGGGACCGGUUCCAGCAGGUGGCCGGCGGGAAGGUGAUGGUGUCCGGGAAGGGAGUGGCGAAGUUGAAGGCCGGAGUGGAGGAGGUGGAGAAGGCGUUGGUGGUGGUGAAGCAGAUGGUCGCCAAGCUCAAGGUUGCCCUCCAGGCCUUCAUCUGA